AGUUUCAAUCAACCCUUUUUGCUACGAUGAUGUUACGGUGUAAAUCAUUAGUCUUAAAUAUGAACCGUGGCAGAAGCACCGGUGCUCAUCUCGGUAUGGCUCUUGGCAUUUGCUCUUUGUUGGUAGUGGCGAUAGCAGCCUUCACGGUGGAGGCAGCUGGUGCUGGUCACGAAGAGAGCGAAGCGAUAGAUGCUGCCGGCAGUGUGGCACACCGUGACGUUCAGGCCGAUUGGCCAAACUAUCAGUAUCCGGAGCAGCAGGUGCACCAGCAACGUCGCAAUGGCCAUCGUGCCGGUCAUCACACUGGUCGUCGGCGCCAUCAUCAGUAUCGGGUGACGAAAAAUCGGCGUGUCCGGGCACCCCAGGAAGGACGCGGACGGGUAAAGAAAAGUGGGACGGGCAGUAUGACGGGCAAUCUGCUGGCACAGGAUACCGUCGGACAGCUACCACUGGCCGAUCUUAGACAAACGCGAGAACGCAAACCUAACAUCAUCCUGAUCCUUACCGACGAUCAGGACGUUGAGCUGGGCUCAUUGAACUUCAUGCCCCGUACGUUGCGUUUGCUGCGUGAUGGAGGUGCCGAGUUCCGGCACGCUUACACCACUACCCCCAUGUGCUGUCCGGCCCGUUCGUCCAUCCUGACCGGGAUGUACGUGCACAAUCACAUGGUGUUUACGAACAAUGACAACUGUUCCAGCACCACCUGGCAGACUACGCACGAGACGCGUUCGUUUGCAACCUACCUGUCGAACGCCGGCUACCGGACCGGAUACUUUGGGAAGUAUUUGAACAAAUACAACGGAUCGUACAUACCGCCCGGGUGGCGUGAAUGGGGCGGAUUGAUCAUGAACUCAAAGUACUACAACUACAGCAUCAACAUGAACGGGCAGAAGAUUAAGCACGGGUUUGAUUAUGCGAAGGAUUACUAUCCCGAUUUGAUAGCGAACGAUUCGAUCGCCUUUCUGCGACAGUCGAAGCACCAGAACCAUCGGAAACCGGUGCUGCUGGCGAUGAGCUUCCCGGCACCGCACGGCCCAGAAGAUUCCGCACCGCAGUAUAGUCAUCUGUUUUUCAACGUUACAACGCAUCACACGCCAGCAUACGAUCACGCACCCAACCCGGACAAGCAGUGGAUCCUAAGGGUAACGCAACAAAUGGAACCCAUCCAUCGGAAGUUCACCGAUCUACUGAUGACCAAACGGCUGCAAACGCUUCAAAGUGUCGACGUUGCGGUUGAGCGUGUCUAUCAAGAGCUGAAAGCACUCGGCGAGCUGGACAAUACCUACAUCAUCUACACAUCCGACCACGGCUACCAUCUUGGCCAGUUUGGUCUGAUCAAGGGCAAAAGCUUUCCGUUCGAGUUUGAUGUGCGUGUGCCGUUUCUUAUGCGUGGCCCGGGAAUCGAGCCGGCGACAGUUGUCGACGAGAUCGUGCUGAACGUCGAUCUUGCUCCAACGUUUCUGGAUAUUGGAGGUGUUGCACCGCCACCUCACAUGGACGGACGCAGUAUCCUACCGCUCGUGCUGAAUCGGCACCGUACGGUGCUGGACAAGUGGCCCGAUACGUUUUUGAUCGAGAGUUCUGGUCGGCGUGAAACUCCGGAACAGAUUCAGGAACAGAAGCAACGUGCUGCAGCCGCACGGUACAGUGCGCGCUUUAAUCUGGUGAAUGGUAACGGAUCGCAUCCGAAGCUGGUCCCGGAGGUGCUUGUUGAGAGUCGGCAAGAUGGGACGAGUAGUAGCUCUAGUGCAACGACUGGUGGACACGAGCGUAAAGAGCUGGACUUUAGCUCGCAUGAGCAUGACGAUGAUGAGGACGAACAUGAUGUGGACGCAGACGAUGAAGACGAUCAUCUUGGAGUGGUUGAAAGUGAAACCGAAGCCAUUGAAUUGAAGCACAACGAACAUCCGGAGGAUUAUGUGAUCGAUCAUCAGGAGGCUCAUACAUUUGAUCAAGCAACACCCCAGCAUGACAAUCAUCAUUUGGAUAAUCAUUUAACGCCGUACCGCACGAAGAUGGACCGGCUCAAUACGGAAUGCUCCAACCCGGCUCUGCAGCAAAAUUGUGUCCCCGGACAAAAAUGGCAAUGCACGAGUGAGGAUGGCCGUUGGCGGAAACACAAAUGCAAAUUCCACGGCCAGCUGCAACAACAUUUGGCCGAGAUACAUAAGAAAACCAACAGUCAUGCGAACGGGCGUAACUGUGCCUGCUUCACGCAGGAUAACUUUUUCUACACCAAAAUCAAAACCAAACGUGAUCACACGAAAUGGCAACCGAUGGGAACGGUUCAGCCGAUGGCAACGCAUCAGCAUAGACGCAGACGUACACGCCAGAAGCGUUCGGUGGAUCCCGAAGAAGGCGAUGAAGUGUUGUUGAUGGAGGCGGAAGGACCAGUGAUGGAAUCGUUAAUCCAGAUUGCUGCCCGUAUCGAUACCUUAGAGCGUUCGCUGUAUGAAAGUGAACUUGAGGAUCCGGAGGCCCAGCGGCAGCCUAGUGGGAGAAGCAAACGCGACACAUCCUCACCCUCAUCACCACCCCAUUUGGCCGAAGUAGUGCAUGAGUUGCAGCAAAUGCUAGCCGAAAUUGGACAUGAAUACGAACAGAUGUCAAAGUUCGAGCAAAGAUCGGGCGAAGAUCACCACAAUGAUACGACGAGUGAAGACGUGGAACCGUACGGUGGAGUUGCGAAACGAUGCUCAGUAAUUGCAGCCGAUAAAAUCAACUGUUCCGUCCUCGUUAAUGAGGAUGAGCUCAGUUGGAGACGGAGCCGUAUGAAGGUUGAUCGGCUGAUACGCAUUCUGAAGGAUAAGAUUAACGUACUGAAGGAUGUGAAACGAUCGCUACGCGAGCACAGACCACCUGGUUACCGGGGCGAAGAUUCGGAGGACACUGAUGAGGCGGAUGACGAUGAGCCAGUUGAUAGCAGCGUUGUGGUGGAUGACUAUUCAACAAGUAGUACCACCGCUACUUCCACCACGGCAGCUGUCACGGAGUCUUCGGAGGCAACCGUUACGCCGGUUAGUAGUAAUGCUUUACCGAGAAGAGUACCGAGCGGUGGCAUAGUACGUCGCCCUGCUGGAAAGUAUCACAACGGAUACGGACACCGUCGGAAGGUAUCGAAACCUACUCCGGUACCGGAACAAGAUGCUGAGGGCACGUUAAUCGAUAUGAGUCUUUUCCCGACCGAUGGGCAACCGUCUCCGUCUAGCAUUCCGACAUUUAAUCGUACUGCCAGUGGUAGACAUCGGGGUGCGGGAGGCCAACAUCGUGGUCACCGGGGUCGUCAUCGAGGAGAGGCUGGUGGACUGUACGGUGGUGGACCAUCCUCAGUGCCCACAUCUGUUGUGAAUUCUGCCGAAUCAAGCACACCGAGCAGUGAUAAACGAACUGAACCUUCGAAAGAAGCUAACGAAGUGUCGGGCAUCGUUCGAGAAGACAGUUGGCCAACGACGGAAUCAAGUCGUGAAAUGACGGGAUCAAGUACAAUCGAAAGUAUUCAUAAUCGACCGUCCACUAGUGAUGAACAGAUCUCGCCAAAUUCGAUCGACGCUACGGUAUUGCUUGCAAGCUCAACGACCGAACAGGCACCGGUUAGCUUUGGUGCAAAUACGGUUGAUUUCCGCAGUACCAUCGACCGGCAAAAGAUGCAUGGAAAAGGUCACAACGGUGUGAUAAAUAAUACUCAGGACACUGAGCACAGUGGUAACUCGGUGCAGGAAAAUGCGAUACCAUCGCCAACGGUAGCUGCUACACUUCCACCAACGGAGUGCUAUUGUGCGGCAGAAUCGGAAAGCCCUAUUCCCGAUGAGAAAGAACUUGCCCGCGAAGCUCGCCGACGGCUGAAGGAGGAACGCCAGCGUAAAAAGGAGCGCAAACGUAUAAAGAAAGCCAAGAUGGAGAAGGAAUGUCUGUCCGAACGGAUGAACUGUUUCAGCCAUGACAGCAAUCACUGGCGCACGGAACCGAUGUGGGACGAUAAACCUUUCUGUUUCUGUAUGAAUGCCAACAACAAUACGUACAGCUGUUUGCGUACGAUCAACCAGACGCACAAUUUCCUGUACUGCGAGUUUACCACCGGGCUCGUGACGUACUACAAUUUAAGGAUAGAUCCUUUUGAAACGCAAAACCGGGAAUCAUCACUCACGGUAGAAGAGAAAGCAGUGCUUCAUGAAACCCUGGAGGAGAUGAAGCGUUGCCGAGGUAAAAGUUGUACAUUACCGAGACAUCAGCCCAAUGUCCUGCCUGAAAGCAAUAUGUUACCUUCGGGUGUUGGUGUGGCUGGAGGCGUUGGAAUGGGAGGCGUUGGAAUGGGAGGCCGUCAAAUGGGUGGAAUACCGUAUGGAGCUGGCGGUGGCAGUGGUAACAGACGCAAGUACCACACCCAUCGGGACCAUGCUCCACAUGGAGUUCCAGGUGUCCCGAUUGGUGGUGGAGUUGGUUCAGCUGGCCACUAUCCCGCCGAGUACGAGGGUGGUGUAAAUCUAGCUGGAGCUUCAGCGCAAGGUGUAAACACAAAGAAAAAGAACAAAAAUUGGAAGAGAAAGCAUCACCAGCAACAGCAACAACACAACCGGAGACAGUUUGCAGACCCAAUCGGAUCACCAGCGAGUAGUGACUUCCUGCCGGAAAUGCUUUUACCGAACGGCGGUGGCAGCAGUGCAACCAAACGUAACCGUACCAGCCGUAAACCUGUCUGGCGAACGAUCUACACGGAGUAA
Messenger RNA from Anopheles maculipalpis, 4718 nucleotides. It is a transcript of the gene Sulf1, whose product is annotated as extracellular sulfatase SULF-1 homolog. The coding region runs from base 27 to 4718 and encodes 1563 amino acids. Gene Ontology annotation, molecular function: glycosaminoglycan binding; N-acetylglucosamine-6-sulfatase activity. The transcript has 9 exons. The record is from RefSeq and is a predicted model, not a curated record. Lineage: Eukaryota; Metazoa; Arthropoda; Insecta; Diptera; Culicidae.